Messenger RNA from Athene cunicularia (burrowing owl), 1467 nucleotides. Its product is annotated as bactericidal permeability-increasing protein-like. The coding region runs from base 1 to 1467 and encodes 488 amino acids. Gene Ontology annotation, biological process: innate immune response; lipopolysaccharide-mediated signaling pathway; defense response to Gram-negative bacterium. The record is from RefSeq and is a predicted model, not a curated record. Lineage: Eukaryota; Metazoa; Chordata; Aves; Strigiformes; Strigidae. The transcript has 15 exons. Gene Ontology annotation, molecular function: lipopolysaccharide binding.
AUGGAUUGGAAUACACUGUCGGGUGGCGGUGACGCUCCCUCUGCCCCUGCAGCCCAUCAGCAGGGGAUCGCGGUGCUGGAGCAGGAGCUGGCCCAGCUGAAGCUGCCGGACAUCUCGGGUGACUUUCGCAUCCGGCACGUGGGGAAGGUGCACUAUGAGAUCUCCAGUUUGGACCUUCGCAGUUUCCACCUGCCGUACUCGCGGAUUUCCCUGGUCCCCAGCGUGGGCCUGCAGGUCUCCAUCUCCAACGCCUUCGCCGAGGUGGACGGGAACUGGCGGGUGAAGCUGCACUUCAUCCGGGACCACGGCUCGUUUGACCUGAAGGUGGAGAAUGUCUAUAUCAAAAUCAACCUGCAGCUGGGCAGCGACGCCUCCGGGAAACCCACCGCUGACACCUCCGACUGCAGCACCCGCAUCUCCAAAGUCCGAGUACACUUUUCGGGCAAGUUUGGAUGGCUUUACAACCUCUUCCACCGCGCCAUUGAGCCCGCGUUCCGGAGGACCUUGCAGGCCGAGGUCUGCCAGAUCGUGGUCAAGUCCGUGCGCAGCGAGCUGCAGCCGUACCUCCGGACCCUGCCAGUCACAGCCAGGAUAGACGCCAGGGCUGGGAUCGAUUAUUCCUUGGUGGCACCCCCAACUGCUACUGCCCAGUCCCUGGACGUGGACCUGAAGGGCGAAUUCUUCUCUCUGGCCCACCGCUCCGCCGUCCCCUUCGCUCCGCUGCCGCUGGCCUUCCCACCGGAUCACGACCGCAUGGUUUACUUCGGGGCCUCCAGCUACUUCUUCAACACAGCCGGCCGCGCCUACCACAGCGCCGGGGCGCUGGUCUUCGAGAUCACAGACUCCAUGAUCCCGAAGGGUGUUGAAUUCCACCUGAACACCACCACCUUCUCAGCCUUCAUUCCCCAGCUCGAGAGGAUGUACCCGGACAUGCUGAUGAAGCUCAGGCUCUCGGCCCCCUCCGCCCCCUUCCUGGACAUUGGGCCAGAGGGGCUCUCACUCAGGCCUGUCGUGGACAUCCAGGCUUACGCCAUCCUUCCCAACUCCAGCCUGGCUCCUCUCUUCCUCCUCAGCCUGACAGGCAAUGUCUCGGCCGUCAUGGAUGUGAAAUCCGGCCACAUAGUCGGGAGCCUGAAGGUGGGCAGGAUGAGGCUCUCUCUGAAGCAUUCGGAUGUCGGCACUUUCCAGGUGCGAAUGCUGCAGUCCAUAAUGAACAUCCUUGCUUCCAAUAUCCUGCUCCCGCGUCUUAAUGCCAGGUUAGAUGAGGGUUUCCCUCUGCCGCUGCCGGACAGAAUCCAGCUCUCCAACACCCUCGUGAGGUUUUACCCGGUGAGUGAGGGGCAGCACCCGGCCCGGCUGGAGCCCGCUACGCCGCCACGAGGAGGCUGCGACAAGACAGGGAAACAAGCUGUUAGCAAUAAUUACUACAAGGCUAACUGGCACGAGCUGCAGCCUCCCUGGAUGUGA